Phodopus roborovskii (desert hamster) is the source of this 1381-nucleotide messenger RNA. RefSeq names its product SMAD family member 9 (gene Smad9). Bases 19 to 1311 code for a protein of 430 amino acids. The record is from RefSeq and is a predicted model, not a curated record. Gene Ontology annotation, cellular component: heteromeric SMAD protein complex. Gene Ontology annotation, molecular function: I-SMAD binding; RNA polymerase II cis-regulatory region sequence-specific DNA binding; DNA-binding transcription factor activity, RNA polymerase II-specific. NCBI's taxonomy places the organism in Eukaryota, Metazoa, Chordata, Mammalia, Rodentia, Cricetidae. Gene Ontology annotation, biological process: transforming growth factor beta receptor signaling pathway; SMAD protein signal transduction; BMP signaling pathway. The transcript has 5 exons.
GCCUGAGGUCUGCCUCCUAUGCACCCCAGCACCCCCAUCAGCUCCCUCUUCUCCUUCACCAGCCCUGCAGUGAAGAGGCUGCUGGGCUGGAAGCAGGGAGAUGAGGAGGAGAAGUGGGCAGAGAAGGCAGUGGACUCUUUGGUGAAGAAGUUAAAGAAGAAGAAAGGGGCCAUGGAUGAGCUGGAGAGGGCGCUGAGCUGCCCAGGCCAGCCUAGCAAGUGCGUCACCAUCCCCAGGUCCCUGGAUGGACGCCUACAGGUGUCCCACCGCAAGGGGCUGCCCCAUGUCAUCUACUGCCGAGUGUGGCGCUGGCCAGACCUGCAAUCCCAUCAUGAACUGAAGCCCCUGGAGUGCUGUGAGUUCCCCUUUGGCUCCAAGCAGAAGGAGGUCUGCAUCAACCCAUAUCAUUACCGCCGAGUGGAGACUCCAGUUCUGCCUCCAGUGCUGGUACCAAGACACAGCGAGUACAACCCCCAGCUCAGCCUCCUGGCCAAGUUCCGAAGUGCCUCCCUGCACAGCGAGCCCCUCAUGCCGCACAAUGCCACCUACCCGGACUCUUUCCAGCAGCCCCUCUGCCCUGCACCACCCUCCUCGCCAGGCCACGUGUUUCCUCGGUCUCCAGGUCCCACCAACUACCCACACUCCCCGGAAAGUCCUUCCGAGUCAGACAGUCCAUUUCAACACUCAGACUUUCGGCCAGUUUGCUACGAGGAACCCCAGCACUGGUGCUCUGUAGCCUACUAUGAACUAAACAACCGGGUUGGAGAGACUUUCCAAGCGUCCUCCCGGAGCGUACUCAUAGACGGCUUCACUGACCCUUCCAAUAACAGGAAUAGGUUCUGUCUUGGGCUGCUUUCAAAUGUAAAUAGAAACUCAACAAUAGAAAACACCAGGAGGCACAUUGGAAAGGGUGUGCAUUUGUACUACGUUGGGGGCGAGGUGUAUGCGGAGUGCGUGAGUGACAGCAGCAUCUUUGUUCAGAGCCGGAACUGCAACUAUCAACAUGGCUUUCACCCCGCCACCGUCUGCAAGAUCCCCAGUGGCUGCAGCCUCAAGGUCUUCAACAAUCAGCUCUUCGCCCAGCUGCUUGCCCAGUCAGUGCACCACGGCUUUGAAGUCGUGUACGAGUUGACUAAGAUGUGCACGAUUCGGAUGAGCUUCGUGAAAGGUUGGGGAGCCGAGUAUCAUCGUCAGGAUGUCACAAGCACCCCCUGCUGGAUUGAGAUUCAUCUUCAUGGACCACUGCAGUGGUUGGACAAGGUUCUAACUCAGAUGGGCUCCCCACAUAACCCCAUUUCUUCAGUGUCUUAACAGUCAUGGCAUCAGCUACUCGUCCACAGAACAGUUGUAGGCAGUGGCUUCUGUCAUUUGAAAUGGAAGU